Messenger RNA from Passer domesticus (house sparrow), 3357 nucleotides. RefSeq names its product DNA ligase 3 (gene LIG3). Gene Ontology annotation, molecular function: DNA binding; zinc ion binding; DNA ligase (ATP) activity. Gene Ontology annotation, cellular component: DNA ligase III-XRCC1 complex; nucleus. Lineage: Eukaryota; Metazoa; Chordata; Aves; Passeriformes; Passeridae. The coding region runs from base 164 to 3088 and encodes 974 amino acids. The transcript is spliced from 20 exons. Gene Ontology annotation, biological process: DNA biosynthetic process; DNA recombination; double-strand break repair. The record is from RefSeq and is a predicted model, not a curated record.
CGCGCGUGGCUCUACGGAAGCCGGGCCGGCGCGCUCCUGUCCCCGCGGCGGCUGAGGCGGCGGCGGCCCCGGCCUGAGGGGCUGGGGGGGUCCCGGCGGUCCGGGCGGAGCGGGGAGCGGGAUGGCGGCACCGUGAGGAGCUCGCACGCUCCGCACGGCCUGGAUGCCCGCGGGCGGCAGGACGCUGUCACACGCCGCCCGCGCUCUCGGCCCGGGCGCGGCGCUGCGCUGCCCUCACGCCCCGCUCCCCUCGCCCAGGCCGCUCUCCCGCCCCGCCGCGGCCCGCCCCGCCUGCUGCUGGCAGCUGCCGGUCCGUGCGGCGUCCCCGCAGCGGCGCGGGGCUGUCGCGUUCGCCGCGUCGCUGCUGCUGGGCAGCUGGCUGCGCUCGGCCGCGGGCAUGGCGGAGCAGCGGUACUGCGUGGACUACGCCAAGCGCGGCACGGCGGGGUGCAAGAAGUGCAAGGAGAAGAUCGUGAAGGGCAUGGUGCGCAUCGGGAAGAUCGUUCCCAAUCCUUUCACCGAGUCCGGCGGGGACAUGAAGGAGUGGUACCAUGUCAAGUGCAUCUUUGAGAAGCUGGACAAGGCCCGGGCCACCACCAAGAAAAUCGAGGACAUCACAGAUUUGGAGGGGUGGGAAGAACUGCAGGAUGAGGAGAAAGAAACAAUCAACAAGUACAUCUCAGAAGCCAGUUCCAAGACUGGAGGUACCCCAAAGAAAAAGGUGAUAGUGCAGGCAAAACUGACUCCCACAGGACAGCUGACCACAAAAGAUCCACCAAAGAAAUUCUCUGGAUUCUCUGCCAAGCCCAAGACUGCAGAGGAGGCCCCUGCGGGUGCCCCGCGGCCCAGCCUGUCUGCAGCCAGGUGUGACCCCGGGCACAAGGACUGCCUGCUGCGCGAGUUCCGCAAGCUCUGCGCCAUGGUGGCCGACAAGCCCAGCUACAACGUGAAAACUCAGAUCAUCCAGGACUUCCUCAGGAAGGGGUCUGCAGGAGAUGGUUUUCAUGGUGAUGUAUAUCUGACCAUUAAGUUGCUGUUACCAGGUGUCAUUAAAAUAGUUUACAACUUGAAUGAUAAGCAGAUUGUAAAGCUGUUCAGCAGGAUUUUUAACUGCAACCAGGAAGAAAUGGUCCGGGACCUGGAGCAGGGAGAUGUUUCUGAGACCAUCCGGAUCUUCUUCGAGCAGAGCAAGACCUGUCCUCCAGCACCCAAGAGCCUGCUGACCAUCCAGGAGGUCGAUGAGUUCCUCAUCCAGCUGUCCAAGCUCACCAAGGAGGAUGACCAGCAGAGUGUCCUGCAGCAGAUCAGCCGCAGGUGUACGGGCAACGACCUGAAGUGCAUCAUCAGGCUGAUUAAGCAUGACUUGAAAAUGAAUGCUGGAGCCAAGCAUGUGUUGGAUGCUCUGGAUCCCAACGCCUACGAGGCGUUCAAGGCCUCGCGGAACCUGCAGGACGUGGUGGAGCGCGUGCUGCAGAACCAGCAGGAGGCUGAGAAGGUGCCAGGGCUCAAGAGGACCCUGAGCGUGCAGGCCUCGCUCAUGACCCCCGUGCAGCCCAUGCUGGCUGAGGCCUGCAAGUCCAUCGAGUACGCCAUGAAGAAGUGUCCCAACGGCAUGUACGCCGAGAUCAAGUACGACGGCGAGCGCGUGCAGGUGCACAAGAACGGCGACCACUUCAGCUACUUCAGCAGGAGCCUCAAGCCUGUGCUGCCCCACAAAGUAGCCCAUUUUAAGGAUUUCAUCCCCCAGGCUUUCCCUGGUGGGCAAAGUAUGAUUCUGGAUUCAGAAGUUCUCCUGAUUGACAAUAAAACUGGCAAGCCACUUCCUUUUGGGACUCUUGGUGUGCACAAGAAAGCUGCUUUCCAGGAUGCCAACGUUUGCCUCUUUGUGUUUGACUGCAUCUACUUCAAUGACAUCAGCCUGAUGGACAGGCCCCUGUGUGAACGGCGCAAGUUCCUGCACGACAACAUGGUGGAGAUCCCCAACAGGAUCCUGUUCUCAGAGAUGAAACAUGUCACAAAAGCUUCAGAUCUGGCAGACAUGAUCACCCGGGUCAUCCGCGAGGGGCUGGAAGGGCUGGUGCUGAAGGAUAUCAAGGGUAAUUAUGAGCCAGGGAAACGCCACUGGCUGAAGGUGAAGAAGGAUUAUCUCAACGAGGGGGCAAUGGCUGACACUGCUGACCUGGUGGUGCUGGGGGCUUUCUAUGGACAAGGCAGUAAAGGUGGGAUGAUGUCCAUCUUCCUCAUGGGCUGCUACGACCCCAAGACUGAGAAGUGGUGCACAGUGACCAAGUGCUCUGGUGGCCACGAUGACGCCACUCUGGCACGUCUGCAGACAGAGCUGGACAUGGUGAAGAUCAGCAAGGAUCCUAGUAAAAUUCCAAGGUGGCUAAAAAUUAACAAAAUCUACUACCCAGACUUCAUUGUCCCAGAUCCAAAGAAAGCCCCGGUGUGGGAGAUCACGGGGGCCGAGUUCUCCAAGGCCGAGGCGCACACCGCGGACGGGAUCUCCAUCCGCUUCCCGCGCUGCACGCGCAUCCGCGACGACAAGGACUGGCAGACAGCCACCAACCUGCAGCAGCUCAAGGAGCUGUACCAGCUCUCCAAGGAGAAGGCUGAUUUCAGUGUUACAGCUGGGGAGGAAGAUGAGUCCACAGCUGGCAGCAGUGGAGAGAAUGAUGGGAAUUCCAGGUCUUCCACACCUCACAGCAGUAUUAAGAGUCCCCCAAGCAAGUCACCUGCAAAAGCCCAGAAGGCAGAAGAUAGCAAAGGAGUCACUGGAUCCCCUGAAAAAUCCGAGGAGAAACGAGGGGAGAAGAGAAAAGCAUCUGAGAUGGAGGACAACGGGAAGAAGCUGCCACUGCUGGACAUUUUCACGGGGGUGAGGCUCUACCUGGCUCCCUCUGUGAAGGACUUUGAGCGGAUCCGCCGCUACUUCAUCGCCUUCGACGGGGACCUGGUGGCAGAGCCGGACACGGCCUCGGCCACCCACGUGAUUGGGGACACUGCCGAGCACCCCGGGGCGCAGCGGGUGACCCCCAGGUGGAUCUGGGAGUGCAUCCGCAAGCGCAGGCUGGUGGCACCGUGCUAGCACAGGGCAGUGCUGGCACACAGCAGCUGGGGCCAGGGAGAUCUCCAUGCAGGGGUGGGUAGGCUGGAAGUGCCCUCAGAAGUAGCUACAGAGAUCCAGAGCAGCCCUGUGGAGUGAAUUUAAAAAGUUCUCUGAUGAAAUGUCACUGCUGAAUCCCAUUUUUCUGCCCACACCAUAUCCAGGUGCUGGAUUAGUCUCCUUGGGUUUUUAAAGUUUGGGUAUUUUUAUAGAUAAAUAAAACUGAAGCAGCUUCUCCUUUGCUGUCAGGA